UGAAGUACAAACAAGAUGUUUUUAGCUAUGUUGUAUGGUUGUUCUUACCGUGUGAGUUUGAAUCAGAGGACUUGUAGCUGUAGGAAAUGGGACAUCACAGGAAUCCCUUGUGUACAUGCAUAUGGUGUUAUCCUUAAGUUGAAACUUAAAGUUGAGGAUUAUGUCUGCCACUGGUUUCGUACAACUCAAUGGAAGAAGAACUAUACAGAGGGUCUUGUUCCAUUAAGAGGUGCAAGGUUUUGGCCUGUUGGAACAGCUCCUCAAGUGCAUCCAGCUCCUGAGCCUCCACAGCCUGGCAGGAAAAAAAAAAGUAAGAAGGUGAAAAGAAAGAAAGGAAAAAAUGAGUCUCCUUUGAAGAAGCAACCAAAGCUUCUAAAACGAGUUAUGCAUUGUGGGGUAUGUGGUGAGGCUAAUCACAACUCUAGGUUUCAUAAGAAGAAGAAAGAGGUUCCUCAAGGUGAACCUUCUCAAGGAACUGUCACGCAGGAAAUGAGGUUGAACUGAGCUGGUAUAGAGCUUAGAAGAAGCUUUUGG
This is a messenger RNA of Arabidopsis lyrata subsp. lyrata, 534 nucleotides long. RefSeq lists its product as uncharacterized. The record is from RefSeq and is a predicted model, not a curated record. Lineage: Eukaryota; Viridiplantae; Streptophyta; Magnoliopsida; Brassicales; Brassicaceae. Gene Ontology annotation, molecular function: zinc ion binding. The transcript has 2 exons. Bases 16 to 504 code for a protein of 162 amino acids.